CGUCGGUGUCCCGGAGUCCGCGGGCCGCCGCCGCUCGGCCGCGGCCGCAGCUCCACUAUGAGCUUCCUCAGCCGGCAGCAGCCGCCGCCUUCCCGCCGCGCGGGGGCCGCCUGCAGCUUGCGGCAGAAGCUGAUCUUCUCGCCGUGCAGCGACUGUGAGGAAGAGGAGGAGGAGGAGGAGGAAGAGGGUAGCGGCCACAGCACCGGCGAGGACUCGGCCUUCCAGGAGCCCGACUCGCCGCUGCCGCCGGCGAGGAGCCCCACGGAGCCCGGGCUCGAGAGCCGCCGCUCGCCCGGCCCGGCGCCCGGCAGCCCCGGGGACCUGGAGGAGGAGGACAUGCUGCUGGAGGGCACCAGCCCGGGCGCCGGCGCGGACGGGGCAGGCGGUGGCACGGAGGGCGACUCGUGGGAGGAGGAGGGCUUCGGCUCCUCGUCGCCGGUCAAAUCUCCUGCCGCCGCCUACUUCUUGGGCAGCGCCUUCUCCCCGGUGCGCUGCGGAGGGCGGGCGGGCGAAGGGCCCCACUCUCCGCGGCCGGAGCAGCCGGGCACCCCGCCGCACAAGACCUUCCGCAAGCUGCGGCUCUUCGACACCCCGCACACGCCCAAGAGUUUGCUUUCCAAAGCUCGAGGAAUUGAUUCCAGCUCUGUUAAACUCCGGGGUUCUCUUUUCAUGGACACAGAAAAAUCUGGAAAAAGAGAGUAUGACAUCCGACAUACUCCUCAAGUGAAUAUCAAUCCUUUUACCCCGGAUUCUGUGUUGCUCCAUUCCUCAGGACAGUGUCGAGGAAGAAAAAGAGCGUAUUGGAAUGAAAUUACAAUUACUGAAAGCAAUAUGAAGUCACGAUAUACAACAGAAUUUCAUGAACUAGAGAAAAUUGGCUCUGGAGAAUUUGGUUCUGUAUUUAAGUGUGUGAAGAGGCUGGAUGGAUGCAUUUAUGCCAUUAAGCGAUCAAAAAAGCCAUUGGCUGGUUCUGUUGAUGAGCAGAAUGCUUUGAGGGAAGUGUAUGCUCAUGCAGUGCUUGGACAGCAUUCUCAUGUGGUACGCUAUUAUUCUGCCUGGGCAGAAGAUGAUCAUAUGCUUAUACAGAAUGAGUAUUGUAAUGGUGGAAGUUUAGCUGAUGCUAUAAGUGAAAACUACAGAAUCAUGAGUUACUUUAAAGAACUAGAGUUGAAGGAUCUUCUUUUGCAAGUUGGCCGGGGUUUAAGAUACAUUCAUUCAAUGUCUUUGGUUCACAUGGAUAUAAAACCUAGUAAUAUUUUCAUAUCGCGAACUUCCAUCCCGAAUCCUGCCUCUGAAGAAGGAGAUGAGGAUGACUGGGUAUCGAACAGAGUUGUGUUUAAAAUAGGUGAUCUUGGACAUGUAACAAGAAUCUCUAGUCCACAAGUUGAAGAAGGUGAUAGUCGUUUUCUUGCAAAUGAAGUUUUACAAGAGAGUUACACCCACCUACCAAAAGCGGAUAUUUUUGCCCUUGCCCUCACGGUGGUUUGUGCUGCUGGUGCUGAACCUCUUCCCAGAAAUGGAGACCAGUGGCAUGAAAUCAGGCAGGGCCGAUUGCCUCGGAUUCCACAAGUGCUUUCCCAGGAAUUGACAGACUUGCUAAAAGUUAUGAUUCAUCCAGAUCCAGAGAGAAGACCAUCAUCAAUGGCCCUGGUAAAGCAUUCAGUAUUAUUGUCUGCAUCUAGAAAGAGUGCUGAGCAAUUACGAAUAGAGUUGAAUGCUGAAAAGUUCAAAAAUUCACUUUUGCAAAAAGAACUCAAGAAAGCUCAGAUGGCAAAAGCUGCAGCUGAGGAAAGAGCGCUCUUCACUGACCGGAUGGCCACAAGAUCCACCACCCAGAGUAAUAGAACCUCUCGACUUAUUGGGAAGAAAAUGAAUCGCUCUGUCAGCCUUACUAUAUACUGAACUCAUUUCCCUCCUUCCCCAAAAAACUGUGACAGGAGCAAGCUAGGUUGAAAUCACUGCUAGAGUCUACUUUGCAAUUAAUUUCUUGAUUGGUACUUAAGUACCUUUUAGGAUUUUUAUUUGUGAAUUACAGUUGGAGGCUCUAUUUUGACCAUUGCUAUAUCAGGCUUUGUUUAGUCUUACCAGUCUGUCUUCUCUAGGAUGUCAGUCACUGUUGGACGUUACACCAAGCCUUUGCAGGGUUAACCACUAUGGUGGUGUGCUGCUUACAGUUUGUUUGUUGCAUUGUAAUAAAAGGUGUCUUUCCCUGUAGUGAUCUGUAUAGAGGACUCAAGGGCUUUAUUACAGACAUACUCUCCCUUCAAAAUGGGAAAUGCUGAAAGACUUAGUACUACUUGGCCUCUGACGCACCUUUGUGUUGAUCUUUUUUUUUUUGAAUUGUGAAUUGUACUUGUAUAUCCAACUGGGAGCACUUUGUAGGCAUUGCAUGAACCAUAGAACAAUUCUGUGGAAGUUUUGCCUUGUGGAUUUGCUGCUAUUUUAGUUUUGUCCUUGCUGUAAAGUUGUAGCAUUAAACAAUCAUCAUUGUUAAUAGGCUUUCUUUUGAAACAAUUAUGUGAAAUAUAUAGCUGCUCUUUGAUGAAAAGCAGCUAUUUGCCCUUUUUUAAAACUCUUUGAAGCUAGUGCAUUGAAAAAAUGCACCUGUUCUCUUUUGGAAUGCUGUAUUAAUGUAGUAUAAUUAUUACUGGUUUUGUAAUUUUCUUUCUGAUAAUGUCCUUGACUCUUUAAAAUGUCUUCUUCCUCCUAAGUUUUGUACUUGAUUGUAUGGAUGGUCUGUUUUUAAAUAUUUUGCCUGAUUUCAUUAUUUUUGUAUAUAAACUGAUCUUUGUAAUACUGUACAGAGCUGUUUGAAAUGCCAGAAUGACUUCUGAUUCCAGGUUUUUCAAGAUAAGUUUUAUCUGUUAUUAGCCAUUUGACUGAUAAUAUUGGCUAAUAUAUUUUGAAGAAAAAAAAAUUU
Messenger RNA from Octodon degus (degu), 2920 nucleotides. RefSeq names its product WEE1 G2 checkpoint kinase (gene Wee1). The transcript is spliced from 10 exons. Gene Ontology annotation, molecular function: magnesium ion binding; non-membrane spanning protein tyrosine kinase activity; ATP binding. Gene Ontology annotation, biological process: mitotic cell cycle; protein phosphorylation. Bases 58 to 1902 code for a protein of 614 amino acids. NCBI's taxonomy places the organism in Eukaryota, Metazoa, Chordata, Mammalia, Rodentia, Octodontidae. Gene Ontology annotation, cellular component: nucleus. The record is from RefSeq and is a predicted model, not a curated record.